Tribolium castaneum (red flour beetle) is the source of this 2766-nucleotide messenger RNA. RefSeq lists its product as uncharacterized. The transcript has 3 exons. Gene Ontology annotation, molecular function: telomerase inhibitor activity; nucleic acid binding. Gene Ontology annotation, cellular component: nucleolus. The record is from RefSeq and is a predicted model, not a curated record. Lineage: Eukaryota; Metazoa; Arthropoda; Insecta; Coleoptera; Tenebrionidae. Bases 139 to 2751 code for a protein of 870 amino acids.
UUGACAGUUGUCAAAACCGUUACACGUGUUUUUCUAAGACCAAAAAAUUGUAUCAAAUUGAUAGCGUUUUUUGUUACAAUAAACUUUCUGGACGAAUUAUUACAUGUUUAAUUGAUUUGUGGUGGUUUUUUGUGCAAAAUGUCGAUGCUUGCCGAACGUAAAGUCAAGCAACGGUGGUCUUUGAACCCUCGUGGCAAGGACUGGAGUGACGAUUCGAGUAAAUUUGGGCAAAAAAUGCUCGAAAAAAUGGGCUGGUCCAAGGGCAAGGGCUUGGGGGCUAAAGAGAACGGAAUUGUGGAACACGUUAAAAUUUCUUACAAGAAUGACAGUAAAGGCAUGGGGUACAAGGAAACCAACGACCAGUGGACUGAACACGACAGUAAUUUCAACGCCUUGCUUCAGUCGCUUCCGGGGGCGAAGCCCGAGUCAAAUGACGUCAAAAUCGCCUCACUUGAGCAAAAAUCGCAAAGUUCACGCGUACGCGUCCACUAUAAAAAAUUCACCAGAGGCAAAGACUUGAGUCGUUGUAGUGAGAAAGAUUUAGCCAACAUUUUCGGAAAAAAAAGCCUGAAAGAGGCGCCAAAAACGCCCGAAACUGAAGAAAUUCACGAAGAAAAAAGUAAUUUCAGUCAUAACGGUUCUAUGGUUGAUUAUUUCAAAAAAAAGUUACCAAAUUUUGGGAAAAAGAACGGUUACGUGAUUGGUAACAAUGGCGUGCUGAAGAAAGAGUCAGAAUCGGAGGAAGAAAGCUACAAUGGAUUCGGUUUUAAAACACCGAAGAAAAUUAAAAAAGAAAAUGAAGGGUUGAGUAAUCCGGCUUUUGAUCCACUUUGUGGCAGUGUUGAGGUGCAAAAGCACGUCUUGAAUACAAUUAAAGAAGAAAUUGAAGAUGGAGUCAAAAUUAGUGAAGAAAAUGAUACUUUUGUUGUCGAAGAAAGCAACAAAACGCAAAAUGUUGAAGAAAGUGACGCUCAAACUAGCAAAAAAAAGAAGAAAAAGAAGAAUGAAGAUUCGUUUCCGAUUGACGAACGGGAAACAAGUGACAAUUUUGAGGUGAAAAGGAAGAAGAAAAAUAGGAAUAGUGAAGAUUGCAAACCAGGUGGUGAUUCUGAAGUCAAAAGAAAGAAGAAAAGGAAGAAUAAUGAAGAUUCGUUGGCGAUUGACAACCCAAAUUUUGACAUUAAUUGUACAUAUGAUUGUGACAAUAGUUCGAGUAACGAUUUUGAAGUCAAAAGAAAGAAGAAAAAGAAGAAUAAUGAAGAUACGGUGGCGAUUGACAAUCCAAGCUUUGAUUUUGCAACAAGUGAGCUUGGAAAUAGUCAAAGAAGUGCCGAUUUUGAAGUUAAAAGGAAGAAGAAAGUGAAGAAAAGUGAAGAUUCGGUGGCUAUUGACAACCCCAGCUUUGAUUUUGCAACAAGUGAGCUUGGGAAUAGUCAAAGAAGUGCCGAUUUUGAAGUUAAAAGGAAGAAGAAAGUGAAGAAAAGUGAAGAUUCGGUGGCUAUUGACAACCCCAGCUUUGAUUUUGCAACAAGUGAGCUUGGGAAUAGUCAAAGAAGUGCCGAUUUUGAAGUUAAAAGGAAGAAGAAAGUGAAGAAAAGUGAAGAUUCGGUGGCUAUUGACAACCCCAGCUUUGAUUUUGCAACAAGUGAGCUUGGGGAUAGUCAAAUGAGUGCCGAUUUUGAAGUUAAAAGAAAGAAGAAAGUGAAGAAAAGUGAAGAUUCGGUGGCUAUUGACAACCCCAGCUUUGAUUUUGCAACAAGUGAGCUUGGGGAUAGUCAAAUGAGUGCCGAUUUUGAAGUUAAAAGAAAGAAGAAAGUGAAGAAAAGUGAAGAUUUGGUGGCUAUUGACAACCCCAGCUUUGAUUUUGCAACAAGUGAGCUUGGGGAUAGUCAAAUGAGUGCCGAUUUUGAAGUUAAAAGAAAGAAGAAAGUGAAGAAAAGUGAAGAUUCAGUGGCUAUUGACAACCCCAGCUUUGAUUGUACAACCAGUGAGCAUGAAAACAGUCAAGUGGGCAGCGAUUUUGCAGUUAGAAGAAAGAAGAAAAGGAAGAUUGAAGAUUCGUUUGCCAUUGUCAACCCAAAUUUUGACAUUAAUAGUACAAAUGGUUGCGACUCCACUCCAAGUAAUGAUUUUGAAGUCAAACGGAAGAAAAAGAAGAAAAGUGAAGAUACAGAUAAGUCUAUAGAUAAUCCAAGUUUCAACGGUUCGCUAAAUGACAGUCAGAAAGAAGAACCAGAGGCCACUUUCGAUUUAAUUUUAAACGUGACAGCGACCCCGGUUGCCCCCCCACCCCCUCUGAAACUUUCUUCAAUUAAACGAAGAAAGAGCGUCCGGUUUAGUGACGUAAAUGAAGAACGUAUAAUUCCAAACAAUGGAGAUUUGGAAAAUCGAAACGAACUUUUCGAUAUUAAUUCACAAGUCAUUCAAAAUGGACUUAAUAACAGUGUGGACCAAGAUGUUGAAGAAAUGUCGAAGAAAUUUGACGGGUUUCAGGCCGAAAUCGAGAACGAUAUGAACGAAGCCAAAGCUAGGAGAUUUGUUGGUCAAGUUGGCGAUCCUAGGGGGGAGAAUGAAAAGUUACCAAAUGGUACCAAACUUAAAUUUAAAUAUGCGAAGUUUGGGAGAACACCGCCAUGGGCUAGAAAUACCACGAAAGCGAAAAGUUCAUACAAGCAUUUGAUCAAAGGGGAUAUAAUUUUAAGUUUUAAUAACACAAAUUUACAUGAAAUUGUAGGUUACGGGAAUAAAUAAAGCUUUUAUUAAGUA